Messenger RNA from Puma concolor (puma), 471 nucleotides. Lineage: Eukaryota; Metazoa; Chordata; Mammalia; Carnivora; Felidae. The record is from RefSeq and is a predicted model, not a curated record.
AUGGACAUAGGGCUCGGUGGGGGUUUUGAUGGUGACGACUUUGAUGAUGUGGAGGAGGAUGAAGGGCUAGGUGACUUGGAGAAUGCCGAGGAGGAGGGCCAGGAGAACGUCGAGAUCCUCCCCUCUGGAGAGCGACCACAGGCCAACCAGAAGCGAAUCACCACACCGUAUAUGACCAAGUAUGAGCGAGCCCGUGUGCUGGGCACCCGAGCCCUCCAGAUCGCGAUGUGUGCCCCUGUGAUGGUGGAGCUGGAGGGGGAGACAGAUCCCUUGCUCAUCGCCAUGAAAGAGCUCAAGGCCCGAAAGAUCCCCAUCAUCAUUCGCCGCUACCUGCCAGACGGGAGCUAUGAAGACUGGGGGGUAGACGAGCUCAUCAUCACCGACUGAGCUGGAAUCAUCUUCCUGGCUGUGCCUCAUCCUAGUUUCUAUUUUCACAUUCUUUAUACAUGUAAAUAAUAAACCUUUCAACCU